Molecule: messenger RNA, 1884 nt
Organism: Penicillium longicatenatum
Lineage: Eukaryota; Fungi; Ascomycota; Eurotiomycetes; Eurotiales; Aspergillaceae
Product: GMC family oxidoreductase
Exons: 2
Coding region: 1-1884 (627 amino acids)
Molecular function (GO): oxidoreductase activity, acting on CH-OH group of donors; flavin adenine dinucleotide binding
Source: RefSeq, a predicted model, not a curated record
AUGUUUAUUCCUCAUUUGUUUGGUCUCCUGGCCGCCACGGCCGGCCUGGCCAAGGCCGUCAAUAUCACCGGCUAUGAAUAUGUUGUCGUUGGUUCUGGUGCUGGUGGUGGUCCUUUGGCCGCCCGCCUCGCCAUGGGCGGUCACAAGACGCUUCUGCUUGAGGCUGGUGAUGAUCAGGGUGAAAAUUACAACUAUACGAUCCCUGCCUACUCUGCCAGAGCAUCUGAAGACGAGAAACUGUCGUGGAAUUUCUUCGUACACCAUUAUGAAGAUGAUGAGCGCCAAGCUCGCGAUUGGAAGGCAAGCUACGACACACCUGAUGGGGGGCUAUACACCGGCCUGAAUCCUCCCGAGGGCUCAACGCUAAAAGGAACGCUCUAUCCUCGUACGGGCACUCUCGGUGGAUGCACUGCUCAUAACGCCUUGAUCGCGGUCUACCCUCACCAAUCCGACUUCGAAUAUAUCUCGACCCUCACCGGUGACAGCUCUUGGACCGCCGAUAAUAUGCGAAAGUAUUUCACCAAGCUGGAGAACAACGGUUACUUGCUUCCUGGGGCUAAGGGUCACGGUUAUGAAGGCUGGUUGUCAACUGAGACCGCACCCCUGAGCAUUGUUCUGGAGGACCCUCAGUUGCUGAGCAUGCUGACCGGUGGUGCUUUUGCUCUUGGUAACUUGACCGACAAUGUCAUGAAUAUUGGUACUUUGCUGGCUGGCGAUGCUAAUGCGGAUACUGAAACCCGUGAUACUGACGAUGGCUACUACCAAAUCCCUAUCGCGACGGACGAUGCCCAUCGUAAUGGUGCUCGCGAAUUUAUCAUUGCCGUGCGGGAUGCUAAGAACGAGGAUGGCUCUAAGAAGUACCCUCUUGAUGUCCGUAUGAACACCCACGUCACUAAGGUGACCUUUGAUGAGACCGCCAACCCUCCUCGUGCCACUGGUGUCGAGUUCCUCGAUGGCGAGCAUCUUUAUAAGGCUAGUCCUAUGUCUGAUUCUGCUCCUGAUGGUGUCCCCGGCUCCGCCAGUGCUUCUCGUGAGGUUAUCGUCGCCGGCGGUGUCUACAAUUCGCCCCAGAUCCUCAAAUUGAGUGGUAUUGGUCCCGCCGAUGAACUUGAGAAGUUCGGUAUCAAGGUGAUCAAGGAUCUUCCUGGCGUCGGUACCAACCUCCAAGACCACUAUGAGAUCUCCGUGCAGGGCAAGAUCGAGAAGGACUUCUCCUGUCUGAACAAAUGUACCUUCAGCAUCCGCGACCAGGAGGACCCUUGUAUCAACGAAUGGGAGUCUCCUAUUCUCGGCGACCGCGGUAUCUAUUCCUCUCCCGGUUUGGCUGCCACUAUGCUCUAUAAGAGCUCUACGGCUGACGAGAACUGGGAUAUAUUUUGCUUCGGUGGACCUGUCAACUUCCGCGGCUACUUCCCCGAUUACAGCAUCAAUGCCACCGACGAACAUAACUGUCCGCAAACCCCCUUUGACAUGCCCAAAAUCACCUUUAAUUAUUUCGAUACCGGUGUCGGUGACUACGCAGCCGACCUCACUGCUCUCUACGAAGCCGUGGAGCUCGCUCGCGAUGCCUUUGAUCGGCAGCUCGUCAACAUCACCGAAGUCCUCCCUGGUGCUGCUGUCCAGUCCAAGGAGGAUAUCGAGACCUAUAUCAAAGACGGUGCCUGGGGCCAUCAUGCCUCUUGUACCUGCCCUAUUGGUGCCGAUGACGACCCGAUGGCUGUCUUGGACUCUAAGUUCCGUGUGCGCGGUGUCUCCGGUCUCCGUGUUGUUGAUGCCUCCGUCUACCCGAAGAUUCCGGGCACUUUCACGGCUGUGUCUACCUAUAUGGUUGCAGAGAAGGCUGCUGACGAGAUUCUCAGUGAGCUCAAUACCAGCUCUAAUUGA